GUCGUUUUGAUCUUCUCCUGAUCCUUUGGCGGGCAAUAAUAAUUAUUUACCCUUUGCAUUCCAAUCCAUUUUUCAUAUCUCACUCUGUCCUCUUCUUUCUCUCUCUCUCUCUCUUCCUCUGAUCCCCUCAAUUCUUCCACCCUACCUUGCGCGGUCCUCUCCUCCACUCGGGUUGUUGCCUUCCCCUCCCGUAUUAAAUAUUUGUUCUACCGUCCUAGCACCUCCCAUCCCCGCGCCCAAGCCGAAAGUCGUCGUUAGAUCAAAACAUCGCGAACAGGUCUUGUGAACCUUUCUGUCUCUGGUCCCCGUCUAUAUAUUCAGAGGUAUCCCUGACUCCUCUGUCUUCCCAAAUCAUCGAGUACACCUGCGCCUCCGUAAAUGCCGCACUGCAGCCUCCGUUGCACAUUGUGUUGGCUGUGUUGACUGCAUGUGGACGGACAGCCCCUUUACGAAUAUUUCUCUUGCUCUUCCUGCACUGGUGCCGGCAAGAUGUCGCUCCCUUCUUCCAGCAAUUGCUGAACGCCUUUCAGCCAAUUCAACGCCCACCGAACUUCCGCCUCUCACUCUUUUCUUUUAUAUACCAUCCGGGAACCAAUUGCACCCGGAAUGGAGAAAUUCGACUCAGAAGAUGGACAACUCUUCAUAAAGAACAUCGCAAAUUUCAUCCGGACACAUGAGAAAGCCCUCGCGAACGCAAUCCAGCUGAGACGCCAGUCCGCCAAAAAUGCCCAGUCCACAAGCUCCUUUUCCUCUACAUCAGCCUCUCUGGCUAGCGCCCUGUCCUUCGGGGCGUUCAAAUUCACCUCUCAGCAUAUCCGGCCGGCCAAGUUGACCUUGACGCCUCAUCAUCUCUUCUACCUCCUUUCCCGGUUCGAGGAACUUGCCGUCUCCGUGGGGCCUAUGAAUGUUAGGCUGGAGAACAUUCAGACGGAGACACUGCCAUCCUAUGUCUCGUUUCUAAACAAGCCACAACGGUCUAGGACCGAUAGAGACUCUAUCCACUCAGUAUCCAGUGUCCAUAGUGCCCUAUCUAGUAUGAGUGCUGUCUGGUCAUCGCUUGGGUGGCACUCCAAAGACUCGUCCAAAUCCGAAAAGGCCAAAGCAGCCCUCGAAGCGGACCUCAAGUAUCUAUACUCUGCCUUCACUAAAAUACCGUGCUUGCGUUUAGCUCCAGACAACCGUGCUCGUCUAAUACGCGGAUACGAGGAGUUUCCGUUCGACACCGCCGUGCCCCUGCAUUCCUUCAAGAACCUAAGUUCGCUCGAGGUCGUUGACAUUGACUUCCGCUCCUUCUUCGGUUGGGACAGACUGGCAGAGCAGCUGAGGUCACUGACCAUAAAACGAGCAAACCUCGAGGAUCCAGCAGAUCUGCUAACUGGAAUCGUUCUUGAUGACAUGGAUAAACGAAGACGCCGGUCGUCCAAGGCUCAGCCGUCCCCCGUGCUCGAUUGGAGUGCAAGCGCAUCCUCCCGAAGGUCGGAGUCCGUAUCGGUUCCCGGGUCUCCCAUCAACGAUCUUCUGUCUGGUGCAAGCGCUAGUCCUCAGGCAUCUCCUAUGAUGAGGGUACGAUCUGAGGGCGCCAAGGCUCCCACACGAACAGGGAGUUCCUCUCCCACUCGCCCAACCAGUGCAAAAUCUCGUCACGCUCGUGGAGCUUCUGCGCGGAUUCGUCGCACGGGUUCCGGCAGUUCAUAUUCCAGUGAGAACAACAAUGUUGGUCGAAAUGGAAGUUCCUCGAAUCUACUCUCGGAUUUUCUUCCAUCGUCGAAAUGGAGAUUCCUCCGACAUCUCGGUCUUCCCGAUAAUUCCCUGACAUCUCUUCCCGCGGCCAGCCUGGCCCCUGUCGCGGACACCCUGCAGUCCGUCGACUUAUCAUCAAACCUGUUCAAUGAAGUCCCGGAAAGUCUGGCUUCUCUGGUGUCUCUGAGGGCCGUGAAUCUUUCUCACUGCAUGAUAGAGUCGUUGCACUCUCUUUCCCAUAAUCCUCUUCCUGCUAUCACGGCUCUCAAUCUCCGCGGCAAUCGUCUCCGUUCCCUGGCAGGUAUUGAACGGCUGCCGUCUUUGGAAAGACUCGACUUGCGAGAUAAUAACCUUUCCGAUCCAACAGAGCUCGCCAGGCUUACCAGUCUUCCUGAGAUACGGGAGAUUUGGGUCUCUGGAAAUCCUUUCGUGAAGACGCACUCUGGAUACCGCAUUGUUAUUUUCAAUCUUUUCCGUCGCACACCAGGCUACUUUGAAGAUAUCUUGAUAGAUGGAUCCGGUCCCGGAUACGCUGAAAGAAAACAACUUGUUGAUAGGGUAGCUGAGCCUCCGGCUGCUCCGGUCGUACGAAGGGCUUCCCCAGACAUCGGGGAAGUCAUAAGCAAGCCGUCUGGUUCUCAAUCGGGGACUACCGCAACGAAACCGACAACUCAUAGCCAGCGGGAGCGACAGCGUGCAAUUUUACCGCCAGACAACGCCGAACCAGCGAGAAUCGAUCGAAAAAAAAAGCGGCAACCUGAAACGGGUACUCCGUCGCUAGGUUCUCACUCUCCCUGCGAUACUACUGGUGGUUUGACCACAGUGAUGCCUCCUGUACCUCCCAUCCCGCCGGAUGCGGAGUUCCGGCUUCCCCUCACACAGCCUUUCAUAUGCUCCCUUGCUGACCGUCAAGGGUGCGUUGGUGACAACAAGUCCCAGUUCUCCGUAUGCAACUCACAGAAACUUACCAAGCCUGGUGGUCAUCCAGGUCUGUCUGCCCAGACGAUACGCCGAGUCUCUUCCCUAGAGCCCACGGUCCUUAAUUUCGAUGUUGACGGCAAUCUCUAUCCACGGAAAUUAGGGGCCAUCAAGUCGGGGGUUGGAACUGGCUGGUUCGCCGUGCUCGGAGAUAGGCCCUGGGAGAAAGGACAGAAUGAUCUCCCGGUGCAAUGUACGAAUCCGGAAUUGCUGAUUCCCACACCACCCGGAAUCCAGACGAACUGUCUUACCCGGACAAAUAACAGGGCUAUCCUCAGCGGCGGCCCUGCCUAGGGUUGAUAUCAUGCCCCUGCGGUCUACUUCUCACCUACUGCUAUAUACCUACUGCCGUAUAUGGCGUUCAAAGGACCCACGUGGUUAAUACGUUGGCCUUGAAAGCUUUACGUUUUCUUACCAGAGCAUCCUGCCCUGUAUUGCAUUUUUCGGCGUUACCUCGUUUGUCAGAUAUCUACCAUUGGGAAUACGGAUGCUUGUUAUUUUAUUUUUAUUUUUUUUUUUUGAAUUCCUCGCUCUUCCCUGUGUCCCAUUUCCUCAUAUCUCUUCUCCUGGCUGUCUGGGGCUGGCCCAUUUCAUUGGGACACUCAAAAAGAACGCUGUUUCAGUAGACAUUUAUAUUAUUUUGCGGUUUAUGGCUGGUUAUCUGGGCGUUGUGGGCUGUUUGUUUGUCUCCUUUUCGCUGAUUAUUAUUUUUUUUUUCGGUGAAGUGGCCGUCACUGGGUCUCGUUUUUUUAUUCAGCAUGCCGGAUGUUAUACCUAAUUUUGCUCUUGCCUGGCUUUUUUCCGUUAUGUGCCGCCCAGCGCGCUCUUCCACUCGUUUCUUCCUUUUUCCUCCUUUCUUGCAACGGAUAUGAGAGACGAGUUUGGAUCUGCAAUCCGGAGUUGAUAUAUGAGAAACGAAGUGUACUUAGCAGUGACGAGUCAUUUCCGGCUAAAAGCAAUGGACGUUAUGAACUAAGCAUGGAC
Molecule: messenger RNA, 3702 nt
Organism: Monascus purpureus
Lineage: Eukaryota; Fungi; Ascomycota; Eurotiomycetes; Eurotiales; Aspergillaceae
Source: the annotation of a GenBank genome assembly